GUAAAGAGCAGUAAAAAUAGUAUCUAUUUGUCGAAUGUCUUGAAUUAUCGAUUAUGUGAGUGUGGAAAUCUAGGUUGGCGUUUUGAUUUGGCCAUGUCUAUUAUUUCCGGAAUCCGGGAGAGCAUUUGGGAAAACGUGAAUGUGUAUAAACUGAUCGAAACCACCCCGUAGAGCGCAGUCGCUAGUUUCGGGAUUUUGUUGCCUUCUGGGGAACAGAAAGUAGUAGGUAUGUGUGAGAUGCGAGGGUGUAGGCAAUCGAUCAGACCAGAAAGGCCUUAAAGUGCCAUUCCCAUACAGAGCAAGAAUGAACGACACUCUUAAAGCAUCGACACAAUAAAGUUUAUUUCGAAUGUUCGAUCCGAGUCACAAAUCCGAUUGUUUGGUUUGUGCUGCCUAUUCGCGAUGGCUUCAGAGAAAAGUGAACACAAUCAUAGGCUCAUCUUACCAGUACCUAUGUACCACAGCGAUUUCAACAUUUGGUCGGUGUUAAAGAAUUGCAUUGGAAAAGAACUAAGUAAAAUAACAAUGCCAGUUGUCUUCAAUGAGCCCCUCAGCUUCCUCCAGAGGAUGGCCGAAUACAUGGAAUACGCACACGUCUUGAGGAUUGCGGCUAAGCAAACGGAUCCCGUAACGCGAAUGCAAUACGUUGCUGGAUUUGCUGUCAGCGCGUUAGCUUCUAAUUGGGAACGGCUCGGGAAACCGUUUAAUCCAUUACUGGGUGAAACUUACGAGCUUGAAAGGGAAGAAUUCAAGAUCGUCUGCGAGCAGGUCAGCCACCACCCACCCGUUUCCGCUUUCCACGCUGAAGGCGCGGAUUGGGUCUUCCAUGGUUCUAUUCAUCCCAAGCUCAAAUUCUGGGGCAAAAGCGUGGAAAUCUCACCGAAGGGCACGGUCACAGUGGAAUUUCCCAAAUUGAAAGAGGCAUACACUUGGACCAACGUUCAAUGCUGCGUGCACAACAUCAUCGUUGGAAAAUUAUGGAUGGAGCAGUAUGGCAACAUGGAGAUUAUCAAUCACACCACCGGUCAUAAAGCAAGCUUGACCUUCAAGGCAGCCGGGAAUAACUCCAAGGAUCUGCAUCAUGUCGAAGGAUUUAUCACUGAUAAAUCCAAACGCAAACUCUUUUACCUGUACGGUAAAUGGACCGAAUUCUUGAAGUGCUGUGACUACUCUUCUUAUGAAGAAUACCUCAAAGAGAAUUCACACAAAUUCAAGAAGGACGGCGAUGGUCGCAGCAAGAGCCCCAACGAUUCUCCUUCUCAUACUCCAAGAAAGGUUUUGCAAAAAUUGAACAGCUUGAAAGUUGGACCAUUCAAAUCGUCCCAGCAUGAAAGCGUCGACGAGGCUAAUCCACCUGAUCUUUCCGACGGAACGGUUCCAAAAAGCGAUUCCACAUAUUCUAUUGAUAUACCUAACUCUAUUUCCAUAUGGAAGGUUAAUCCAAGGCCUAUCCAAAGCGCAGAUUACUACCAGUUCACGGACUUUGCUAUGUCUUUGAAUGAAAUAGAAUCUGGAAUGGCCACAUCACUCUGCAAGACGGAUUCUCGAUAUCGACCAGAUAUAAGGAAACUUGAGCAAGGUGAUAUCGAUGGAGCAGCUAUUGAGAAAACUCGUCUAGAGGAAAAGCAGCGAGAUGCUAGCAAGGCACGCAAGAACAAGAAAACCAACGAUUGGAAUCCAAGAUGGUUUCAACAAGGGCAGAAUCCUUACAACAAACAAGAGGAUUGGCUCUACAAUGGAGAGUAUUGGAAGAGGCAAUUCAGCGGCCAAGUGGAUAUAUUUUAAAUAGUAGAAAAUUGCGGCUAUUGUCACUAGAUCCAGAAAACAUUGUGUAGAUUCUUAGAAGAGGGUAAACUUAGUUUAGCCGUCGACAGAAAGAAUAGCAGUAGGCCAUGGUGGAUAAUAUGGUAUAAAUCCUUACCAGACAUGGUACUUAGUUAUAUCAUGUGCCAACAUGCACAGAAUUUCCUAGUUAGUCUAAAUUUGAAUAAGAAUAAAGGAAAUGUGUAAACAUUAUACACCAAUAUUCUAAGAUCAGCUUAAGGAUAGACCUUUAUUGUUAACCAACGCUUAUAUAUAACCAUAUUGAGCAUGGUCAAGGCCUUUACUGGCGCACGAAGAAAAGGAAGAGAACAGCACUAAGUCUUGAUUUUCUUUAAAUGUAGUAGUGGGCUAUAGAAGUUUGCCCAAAUAUGUAUGUGUCUAGCAGAAUACUCGUGUUGCAAUAUGAGUAUGCGAAACACUGGCCUCAUAAGUGAAAUAAACAUUUUAAGAAUAUAUGGAUAAAAACUUAGGUAGUAAGGAGUUAUAUUAUAUAUGUAUAGUUGGAAUAUCAUAUUCAGCUUUAAUGGAUAUGUAUGUGGACAAAGUCAAUAUUUUGGGGAACAUGUUAGAACAUAUUGUUGUUAGAUACUAUAUGGUUUACAAAGCGUGUAAAU
This is a messenger RNA of Nicrophorus vespilloides, 2438 nucleotides long. RefSeq names its product oxysterol-binding protein-related protein 2. The record is from RefSeq and is a predicted model, not a curated record. NCBI's taxonomy places the organism in Eukaryota, Metazoa, Arthropoda, Insecta, Coleoptera, Silphidae. The transcript has 9 exons. The coding region runs from base 403 to 1785 and encodes 460 amino acids. Gene Ontology annotation, cellular component: membrane; intracellular membrane-bounded organelle; cytosol. Gene Ontology annotation, molecular function: sterol binding.